AGCUUUCUAACCCCUGGACCUACUGGGUUACGACUGAACAUCAACGCGUCCAGUUCUCAAGUCUGCAUCUGGCCCUUACGCCAUUCGGUAUCAUCUUGCGUCGGCGCAUCGCAAACCAUUCAUCUGCUGCUCAAAAGAACCAGAAUCAUUCUCCUUCGACUUAUUGUUACCUAAGGUUCGACAACGAUCAACGGCGACUCGGCCCGGUUAAACGCCUCUUCCAUCCGUUAUCCGUUGCAACGACUCUUGAACAAUCCAUAUUGUUCUAACAGCAGACCGAGGGGCAUUUCACCUCGAAGCGCAAUUCAUAGUAGCAAAGGCACUCAUUAUACAAACGCAUAACAUGUCUGGCGACGGAACCUCAACCCCCGGGGUUGGUGGCAGCAAUGCCAGCGAAUUUGUUCGCAAGCUUUAUCGAAUGCUCGAAGAUCCAGCGCAUCAAGAUGUUGCCAGAUGGGGAAAGGAUGGCGAUACGUUCGUUGUUGUUGAGAAUGAAAAAUUUACACGUUCAAUCCUGCCUAAGCACUUCAAGCACAGCAACAUGGCUAGUUUUGUCCGACAAUUGAACAAGUACGAUUUCCACAAAGUGCGACAAACAAAUGACAGUGGAUCUGCGGCCAAUGGUGCCAAUACACUCGAGUUCAAGCACCCCAAUUUCAGGGUGGGCAGCAAGGACGAUCUUGAUAACAUUCGUCGAAAGGCUCCAGCACCUAGGAGAACGCAAGCCACAGAGGACUUCACAACCAGUCAUCACGUCAGCGUCAUGACUGAACAACUCACAGCUACUCAGCAGCAAGUGCAACAACUCCAGGAGCUUUUCACUGAAGUGUCUCAAACCAAUCGCCUUCUUGUGAACGAGGUUCUGACCCUGCAAAAAAUGCUCAAUGCACAAAAGCAAUCUCAGCAUGAAAUGCUUAAUUUCCUCUCACCUUCAGGCAACCGCCAUCAACAGGGCAUGCACCUCAACGUCGGAACAUCUCCUCUGGAUGGCAGUGACGAUUCGGCACCAGAACUGCGACGGGCUCGUGAGCUUCUGUCUAGCGUGACACCUGAUCAAAUUGCCGACCGAGAGCUGGAACGUCUCCAGGGCGUUUAUGGAUCUCCGGCAGACUCCGCUGUUGUUAUCCCACAAGCCUCAAUGCCUAUGAUGCAUGAUCCAAUGAACGACAUCAACCGCUACCCCGUGUACCCGGUGGGUCAAACCGUCGGCAUCGACCCUUUCCACUCAGAUCACAUCCACAAAAUCCCUUAUGCGAUGCCGAAUGAGUCCAGCGCCAACGCCAUGCAGGAGGUUCCUGCUCCCCAGCCCAUCAACAUCCAAACACACUCAAACUCUAACUCGUCGACCAACUCAGCCCUUACUUGGGCAUCACGAAAACCCAGGAUUUUCCUCGUUGAAGAUGAUCCAACUUGUGCCAAGAUUGGCAUCAAGUUUCUCAAGUCGAUGGGUUGUGAAGUCGAGCAUGCUCAAAAUGGAGCAGACGCAUAUAGCCGUAUUACGAGUGUCGCCCGUGACCAUUUCGACAUGAUCUUCAUGGACAUCAUAAUGCCCAAGCUGGAUGGUGUCUCGACAACUAUGUAUAUCCGGCAAGACUGCCCUGCCAUUCCCAUUGUUGCUAUGACGUCGAAUAUCCGAUCUGACGAGGUCCACUGCUACUUUGAACACGGGAUGAACGGAGUUCUGGCUAAGCCAUUCACCAAGAGCGGAAUGCAGAAGAUCGUCGAAAAUCACUUGAGCUAUCUCCUCAAGGGUUAUGACCCUUCGACUCAACAAGAGUCAGGCUCAGGAUAUGUAGUUGGCGGCGCCGGUUACAUGAACCCGCCGAGCAACCUGAACACUCCCGGCGGAACAACGUUCAAGUUCGAGACAACGCCCACGCCGCCAGCGACUGGCGCCACUUGGUCCCCGGGACAGAUGCCGCAGCAGUCUCCCAUGACCGCAGGGAUGGACCAGGGCUAUGGCAUGGUAAAUGGCGCAAACCAGUACGGCUUGACGCCUACCAGCGCGAGCCGAGCUAGUUUCCCAACAAGCAUCUCACAAACCAGCCAAGGGCGAAUGGAUGGUCAAAGCCCACCAGAAAAGCGCCAGCGCACCUAUGUUUGAGCCAUCGAUAUAGUUAGCGCUUGCCCUUUGAUCUGUGCCUGAUGUACACGUGACGCUACAUCAUGAGGAGUAUGGCGUUCGGAGCGAGACAGUAUGGGUAUUCUGACACUGAUAGCUUCUUGUGUUGGCCAUCUUGGAAGAAAGAUUUUCUUGUCGUAUAUUUUGCAUUUAUGAUCGGGGAGACGCAUUGAGCCCGGAUCCCUUGACGAACGAAGGCAUCUAGCAAAGAUACAGAAAGCGAGCAGGACAACGAGGUAGUUGGGCCUAGCUUUGGCAGAAACGGCGCGUUCGUGGAUUUGUUUCCGGAGUGUUUG
Molecule: messenger RNA, 2418 nt
Organism: Fusarium redolens
Lineage: Eukaryota; Fungi; Ascomycota; Sordariomycetes; Hypocreales; Nectriaceae
Product: HSF-type DNA-binding-domain-containing protein
Exons: 7
Coding region: 344-2104 (586 amino acids)
Biological process (GO): phosphorelay signal transduction system; regulation of DNA-templated transcription
Molecular function (GO): phosphorelay response regulator activity; DNA-binding transcription factor activity; sequence-specific DNA binding
Source: RefSeq, a predicted model, not a curated record